Molecule: messenger RNA, 729 nt
Organism: Ostrea edulis (European flat oyster)
Lineage: Eukaryota; Metazoa; Mollusca; Bivalvia; Ostreida; Ostreidae
Product: mitochondrial import receptor subunit TOM22 homolog
Exons: 3
Coding region: 137-592 (151 amino acids)
Biological process (GO): intracellular protein transport
Cellular component (GO): mitochondrial outer membrane
Source: RefSeq, a predicted model, not a curated record
UUUGUUUUGAAGAAAUUCAACAAAGCGUUUGAUAGAAAGGAAUUCUGAUAGAACAUAGCAAAUUUAUUUGAAACAUUGAUCAAGGUUACCCAACACGCAACACGAGUUGGGAAAAUAGCCAAAAGUACUUUAUAUUAUGGAAAUAGCCGGUGCUGGAGACCAAAAUUUGGAACUCACGGGAGACAUGUUAAAGGAGUUGAGUAAUGCAAUAGAGGAGGAUGACGAUGAUGAGGACUUUGAUGAGACUUUGGUGGAGAGAUUGAUUGGUUUGACAGAGAUGUUUCCAGGACCUAUACGAAAUGCUGUUAGUAAGACUACUUCCUUCUCCUGGAAGGCAGUGCAGUGGGGUUUCUCCUUCAGCAAGAGUGCAUUCUGGGUAGCAAUGUCUGCUAGUACAAUACUGGUUUUACCAGUUAUGUUCGAAAAUGAACGAGCACAAAUGCUAGACCAGCAAAAACAACAAGAAAAGCAGAUUUUACUCGGACCUCACUCAGCAAUGUCUGGGACAGGGAUGUACAAUCCAGGAAUGAUGCCCCCAGGCAUGGUGCCUCCACCACCAUCCAUGGCACCCCCACCCCCAACACCAUCAUAAUCUUUGGACAGAGUGGGUUUUUUUGUGUGUAAAUGAUCAAAAGGAUUUGUGUAUUGUAUAUACUGUGUGUAUGUGUAGAAUGUACUUCAUUCAUGAAAGUCAGUGAAAUGAUGAAAAAUAAAGAAAAUUUUAUUAAA